UCGAAUAACCUCACUUUUUGUACAUUUUUCUGCACGGCUUAUUUUACUUAAGACUGAAUUCUGCAUUACAUUUUCGGUGUAAUUGCGAAAAUGUCUCACGUGGAAGUCAUACUUGAGGAUCUUACCAGUCAUCCGAAGUGCCCGCACGGGCCCACCGUGUUGUUCUCCCGAGUCUCCGAUGGUAGGCGUAUUAACUUCUUUGCGUGCUCUGCCUGUCGUGAUCGAAAACAGUGUUCGUUUUACUUGGGGACAGAAGAAAAAAUGACUUCCAUUGCUCAACAGAAAUGGAAGGAGGCAACUGAAAACUUCACAAAGUGCAUAAAUCACCGAAAGCAGUUCAUGGGUUUAAAUGAGAUUAAACUGAUGUCUCCGUCUCUUCGAAGAUACUGUCAUACUUGCGAACAGUUUGUGCCAUCAAAAUAUGUGGAUAAACACCUUGCACAUUUAAGUACUGCAAGCAUAAGUGACUAUCUUCUAAUGCAUCCUUCUGAGCUUCUCCACCCACUUGACAAUCCGAAAAAGGAGGCGCAAUUCUUAUUUUCACACACUGCAGUUAAGACAUUGGUGGAAAUCAUCCGCCAGCAAAGUUUUAGUUAUGUUCUGUCAAUAGGAGCCCCACGGAUUCAUGAGCAUAUAUCGUCGAGCUGUGAGGAUAUGACCAGCUUAUUGUUAGACAUCGAUAAACGGUACCAUUCCUUCUUUGGACCUCUACAAUUCUGCUGGUACAACAUGUUUAAUAAUCACUUCUUUUCUAAGGAUGCAAAAGACAUCUUUCACGAUUUUCUAAAACAAAGCGCAGGUCAGCUGGUUAUAGUAAUGGAUCCCCCAUUCGGUGGAAGAAUUGAGCUUCUUGCACAGACAGUCGUGAGCAUUAAUCGGUUAAACAAAGCUGUAAAUGGGUCCGAAAAUGAUUUGCCGGUGCUGUUUGUAUUUCCGUACUUCAUGGAGCCGCAGAUAUUAAACAGCUUCUCCGAUUUUGUGAUGCUAGAUUAUAAAGUGGAUUAUGAUAAUCAUCCGUUGUUUCGAGACGGCCCAAAGGGACGCAAACAAGGAUCGCCUGUUCGAAUUUUUACUAAUAUUAGUGUGUCGUCAAUUACACUUCCGGCCGAUGAAGGCUACAAAUUCUGUGAUAAAUGCGUUCGGUGGGUCUCGCUUGAAAAUCGCCACUGCAAUGAAUGUGAACUGUGUACAUCAAAGGAUGGUAGAACGUAUGUGCAUUGCCAAAAGUGUCAGAGAUGUGUUAAGCCCACAUGGAGCCAUUGUGCCACUUGUAACAGAUGCGCACAAACCGACCAUGACUGCAGUGAGAUUGUUUUUAGUCAGGCAUGUUUCCACUGCAAAGAGCCAGGACAUAAAAAAAGAGAAUGUCCGAAGGUAAAUCAUGCUGAAUUACAGCUUAAAAGAAAAAUGGGAGUGAAGACCAAGUCCCGAAAGAAAUUAAAAAGGGCAAAAUGAAUAAUUUGUAUUAUUAACGAGUUGUAUUUUAUUUUUGUUAUUAUAUUGUAUUUAUAAUA
Messenger RNA from Photinus pyralis (common eastern firefly), 1514 nucleotides. RefSeq names its product rRNA N6-adenosine-methyltransferase ZCCHC4. Gene Ontology annotation, cellular component: nucleolus; cytoplasm. Gene Ontology annotation, molecular function: rRNA (adenine-N6-)-methyltransferase activity; nucleic acid binding; zinc ion binding. Gene Ontology annotation, biological process: rRNA methylation. Bases 91 to 1455 code for a protein of 454 amino acids. The transcript has 6 exons. Lineage: Eukaryota; Metazoa; Arthropoda; Insecta; Coleoptera; Lampyridae. The record is from RefSeq and is a predicted model, not a curated record.